Oryza brachyantha (malo sina) is the source of this 768-nucleotide messenger RNA. RefSeq lists its product as uncharacterized. The record is from RefSeq and is a predicted model, not a curated record. The transcript has 3 exons. The coding region runs from base 1 to 768 and encodes 255 amino acids. Lineage: Eukaryota; Viridiplantae; Streptophyta; Magnoliopsida; Poales; Poaceae.
AUGCCGCUACAGCGUGAGGUGGACAAAUUUUCGGCAGUUGGUGGGAAGGAGACACGGGAAGAGAUUGGCAGCGGCGCAGUGCAGGACCAUCUGCUGCAACAACAACGUCGCCCUGACCUCCGGUGCCGCCACCACCUACUCACCGUGCAGGGUGACUAUGACUACGACAACUCUACCCACGAAGAAGAAGAGGAGGAGUCUUCACCGGAAGUUACUGGUGGCUUCGACACGACGGUGGCGUUGUUCAAUGGCGGGGACUUCCACACAUGCCACGAGGUAGUGGAGGACCUCUUGUACACCGCCGAGAAACCCACGCGGACGCUGCUCCAUGGCCAUCUCCGGUGCGUCGUCGGCUUUCAUUACCUCUUUGACCAUAACCACCGUGGCGCCAUUAUCGGGCUUAGGGAAGGCCUCUGCAAGCUCCACAAGCUGCGCUUCGAUGACGACGAUGACACCACCAUGAUCCACUUGUGUCGCUUCCUGGUGGAGGUCGCCGUGGCGCUCAACUUCAUCUGCCGCACACAGAAAGAGCUCACGACAUGCACAAGUGAUCUCUGCCUAACCAUGGAUGGCUCUGCGAGCUCCUACCAGCUGCUUGGCAACUUCGCCAAGGGGCAGCAGCUCUACCGCUUGCUGGUACAAGCAGAUAGAGAUGGCAUUCCAAGCAUAGUCUUCUCUGCCGCAUCCGAUUCACGCGUGAAGCUCCCUACAUUGAGUGCCACGAAGCAACAUCUAGCAGCGCUUCAAUGCACAUGCGAGUAUAUUUAG